Molecule: messenger RNA, 678 nt
Organism: Aspergillus ruber CBS 135680
Lineage: Eukaryota; Fungi; Ascomycota; Eurotiomycetes; Eurotiales; Aspergillaceae
Product: RraA family protein
Exons: 2
Coding region: 1-678 (225 amino acids)
Source: RefSeq, a predicted model, not a curated record
AUGUCCGCCGAUCCAAAAGACAUCAUUAACGGCCUCCAAAAAUGGGGUGCCUGCGACGUAGCCGAUGGCCUGUCCAAGCUCAAAUACCCAAAUGGCGGCUUCCUCGAGGGCCUAACGAUAUACUCCCCGGAAUUCCAAUCCGGCGAGACUAAGCUUAUUGGCCAAGCGUACACAGUAAAAUUCGCCCCGAAAACGGACGAGGCAGCACCGAAGCUUCAAGGGAACUAUAUGGAUAAAAUCCCCUCCGGAGCAGUGGCAUUCAUCUCACAACCCCUCCCACACGUCAACGCGGUCUACGGCGGCCUGAUGACUCUCCGCGCAAAAACCCUUAACGUCGCCGGUGUGGUUAUUGACGGCCGCGUGCGAGAUCUGAAUGAACACCGCGCGCUGGGAUUCCCUCUUUUCGCUAGGGCUGUUGGUACCACUGCUGGAGGGGAAGUGUGUCGUCCGUCUGAGAUAAACGUACCUGUGCAGUUGAAUUCAGUUAUCCAGGAGGCCUGGAUCCAGCCUGGGGACUAUAUCAUUGCGGAUUUGAAUGGGGUGGUACGCUUGCCGGUAGAAUUAGCGGAGAAGGUGCUGGAUGCUAUUCCGGGGAUUGUGAAGGCGGAUGAGAAAUGUGCUGAAGGGAUUAAGGCUGGAAGAUCUGUGGAGGAGGUGUUUAAGGAGUUCCGGGGGUAG